Molecule: messenger RNA, 2775 nt
Organism: Zingiber officinale
Lineage: Eukaryota; Viridiplantae; Streptophyta; Magnoliopsida; Zingiberales; Zingiberaceae
Product: putative disease resistance RPP13-like protein 1
Exons: 3
Coding region: 1-2775 (924 amino acids)
Biological process (GO): defense response to other organism
Molecular function (GO): ADP binding
Source: RefSeq, a predicted model, not a curated record
AUGGCCGGAGGAGGCUUCCUGUCUUCCAUCAUCACCAUGGUGAUAGACAAGCUGCAUAGCUUGGCUUCAUCGUCAACGUCAUCUUCUUCUUCGUCACCCCGCAACAAUAUUGAACAAGAGAUGAGUAAGCUGACAGAGACAAUGAGGAGGAUUCAAGCCAAACUUGAUGACACAGAGGAGGAGAAUCGUGCAAAAAGUCACUCUGAGAAGCUUUGGCUUAGCGAGCUUAAAGAUGUUGCCUAUGAUGCGGAAGACGUAGUAGCAAAAUACGAGUACGAGGUGCUGCGUUCCAAACAACUGCAUGAGAACAGCAGUGGGACACAAGAGGUACCUGAUUCUUCCGUGAUUCGUACUGCUGUGAAUACCGCAAUUACUUUUAUGAUUUUGUUGCUGUUUUCGGAUGAACUAGCAAAUAAAGCUGCGGAAAUAAGGAAAAGGUUUGACGAGAUCACCAAAGAGUGGAAACUCCUAAAGUUGCCUCAGAACGUUGGAAAGAGAAAGAGAAGCUCCUGGCCCCUAGUUGGGAACCGAGAAACAGGCUCUUUCGUAGUUGAAUCAGAGGUUCUUGGAAGAGAAAAGGAAAAGGAUAUGCUCGUUGAAUGGCUGCUGUCAGAGGAUGAUAUAAUAUGGAAUGAAGUUUCUGUAAUUGUUGUAAUUGGGAUGGGAGGACUGGGUAAAACAACACUAGCUCAGCUUGUAUAUAAUGAUCCAAGAGUGAAAAGCUAUUUCGAUUUAACAGGAUGGGUCUGUGUAUCUGAAAAUUUUCAUGUUGUUAGUUUGACAGAGAAGAUCCUGCAAUCAUUUGCCAAAGUGAAAGUUCAUGAAGAACUAGAUGAGCUCCAACAUGCACUACGAGAAAAACUGCAAGGGAAAAAGUUUUUACUAACAUUAGAUGAUGUUUGGAAUGAAGAAUUCACUCUCUGGGAUGAAUUAAGAAAGCCCUUACUAUCAGCUCAUGUGGGUAAAGUUAUAGUGACCACUAGGAAUCAAUCAGUUGCUAGAAUUAUGGGGACGAGAAGUCCUCUCAACUUGAAUUGCUUACCAUUUGAUGUAUGCUGGCAAUUGUUCAAGAGAGUCACUUUGGGAGGAGCAGAUAAGAGCCUACAACCACAUCUUGAAGACCUUGGUAGGAAGAUAGUAGACAAGUGCAAAGGCUUACCUUUGGCUGUGAAGGUGCUUGGAGGCGCUCUGAGAAACAAAGAAGAUAUAGAUUCAUGGGAGGACAUACUAGAGAAUGAGAUGUGGGAAUCAGAAGAAACAAAUAAAGGAGUUUUACCAGCACUUAAAAUAUCAUAUGAUUGCAUGCCGAUCCAACUUAAAAGAUGUUUCCAAUACCUGUCCUUAUUUCCCAAAGACACAAGUUUAGAUUCAGAAGAAAUAGUCCGAUUAUGGAUGUCACAAGGUCUUCUUCCUCUUGAUGGAGAUAAGAGAGCAGAGGACAUAGGCAGAAAUUACAUAAAAAGAUUGGCUGAGAGGUCACUAAUACAUCUGAAAAGGGCCGACACUUUAUUUAUGAGAGAGCAAUCGAGAAAGCAAUCUUUUUCGUUGCAUGAUCUUGUUCACGAUCUUGCCCAAUAUAUAGCGCAGGAUGAAUGUCUUUGUGUGAUAGAUGACAAAUUCGACAUAGAGAAAUUGCAAAAGAUUCGACACUUGUCGCUUGGCAGAUCGCUGGUCAGAGAAGAUCCUCAUAUACUAAAACAUCUGGAGACAAUAAAAGAUCAUCAACAACUGAAACUCAUGCGGACACUUUUUAUUAAAGUACGAGGACUGUUUGGGCUAACUUCUAUUAGAAGACAAGACAAAAUUUUUGGACCCCUUGAUGAUUUUUUCCAAAAAUUUGAAAACCUACGAGCACUCCAUUUAAGCAACAUCAUUGGCUUCAUAGGGCUACUGGAUUCGUUGGGCAAACUCAGACUACUUAAAUAUCUUUCUAUAAUAGAUUUCGAUGUAGUGGGUAUUCCAGAAUCCAUAUGCAGCCUUUACAACUUACAAACUCUGGAUCUGACAGGUACAAGUAUUUAUCAACUCCCAAGGCAAAUAGCAAAUUUGAUAAACUUACGUCAUCUUUUGCUUCCUCAUUACCUAAAUGUCUUUCUUCCAUCUGGAAUUGGAAACUUGAUCGACUUGCAGACACUCACCCACUUCGACUUCUGUUGUGAAAAAGAGCAUUGCGACAUAGGAGAAUUGAACAGUUUGAUGAAACUUGGAGGGCAUAUCCUCAUUUCUAUUUCAACAUCUGUGAAUACUUUGUCAAACUCAAAACCCCCUCUGAAGACAAAAAAGUAUCUUGAUUCUUUGGAGUUACGUUGGUAUGGUUGGUAUGACGAUGCUUUUGACGGUUCCAAAAAAGAUGAAAAGAAUGCAGAGUGGCAGCUCGAGUACCUAGAACCGCACGUCAAUCUCAAGACCCUUCAAAUAUUCUUCUAUCCGGGUGUCAGUUUUGUUGGAUGGGUGGGCUCUUCAUCCUUCACUAAGUUGACCUCUUUGAGUCUAAAUAGUUGUAACAAUUGCAAUAAACUUCCACCGUUGGGUCAACUUCCUUCUCUGGAAAUGCUCGAGAUAUGUGGGAUGGAUGGCGUUCAACAAGUGGGGCGUGAAUUUUGCUCCUUGCUAAUGGCAUCUCCAUCUUCUUCCCAAAAUAAAAUUGCAUUUCCCUCUCUAAAAUACUUGCACUUUAGCACAAUGCCAAAUUGGGAAGUGUGGGAUGGAGUGGAGAUUGUGGCCCUUUAUACCUUCGGUGGAAGAAAUGACAUUGGAUGGUGGUGGUGUACCUGA